GAAGUGACGCUAGUGAGUUCCGGUUGGCCGGAGCUCCGCGGCGGGUGUGUGAGACGGUCAGGAGCCGCUUCAAGGAUCCUGAGAUCCGGAGAAGCCGGGGUCAGAGCGGGUAGUUCCUCAAGAGUUAUUGAUCUAUGAAAUGGCAGAGAAUGGAAAAAAUUGUGACCAGAGACGUGUAGCAAUGAACAAGGAACAAUAUAAUGGAAGCUUCACAGACCCCUCUUCAGUGAAUGAAAAGAAGAGGAGGGAUCGGGAAGAAAGACAGAAUAUUGUACUAUGGAGACAGCCACUCAUUACCUUGCAGUAUUUUUCUCUGGAAAUCCUAGUAAUCUUGAAGGAUUGGACCUCAAAAUUAUGGCAUCGUCAAAGCAUUGUGCUGUCUUUUUUACUGCUGCUUGCUGUGCUUAUAGCUACGUAUUAUGUUGAAGGAGCACAUCAACAGUAUGUGCAACGUAUAGAGAAACAGAUUCUUUUGUAUGCCUACUGGAUAGGCUUAGGGAUUUUGUCUUCUGUUGGACUUGGAACAGGGCUGCACACCUUUCUGCUUUAUCUGGGUCCACAUAUAGCUUCAGUUACAUUAGCUGCUUAUGAAUGCAAUUCAGUUAAUUUUCCUGAACCACCCUACCCUGAUCAGAUUAUUUGUCCAGAUGAAGAGGGCAUUGAAGGAGCCAUUUCUUUGUGGAGCAUCAUCUCAAAAGUUAGGAUUGAGGCCUGUAUGUGGGGUAUCGGUACAGCAAUUGGAGAGCUGCCUCCGUAUUUCAUGGCCAGAGCAGCUCGCCUCUCAGGUGCUGAACCAGAUGAUGAAGAUUAUCAGGAAUUUGAAGAGAUGCUGGAACAUGCAGAGACUGCACAAGACUUUGUCUCCCGGGCUAAACUGGCAGUUCAAAACUUAGUACAGAAAGUUGGAUUUUUUGGAAUUUUGGCCUGUGCUUCAAUUCCAAAUCCUCUAUUUGAUCUGGCUGGAAUAACAUGUGGACACUUUCUUGUACCCUUUUGGACUUUCUUUGGUGCAACCCUGAUUGGAAAAGCAAUAAUUAAAAUGCAUAUCCAGAAAAUCUUCGUUGUAAUAACAUUCAGCAAACACAUAGUGGAACAGAUGGUGGCUUUCAUUGGUGCUGUCCCGGGCAUAGGUCCAUCUCUACAGAAGCCGUUCCAGGAGUACCUGGAAGCCCAGCGGCAGAAGCUCCACCACAGAAGCGAGCUGGGCACACCACAGGGAGAAAACUGGUUGUCCUGGGUGUUUGAGAAGUUGGUCGUUGUAAUGGUGUGUUACUUCAUCCUGUCCAUCAUUAACUCCAUGGCACAAAGCUAUGCCAAACGAAUCCAACAGCGGUUGAAUUCAGAGGAGAAAACUAAAUAAGCAGAAGAGGUUCUAAGGGCAGAUAUUAGAACAGAUGGGUUCUACCUUAAAUUGGGAGGACUCCAAACCAGGAAGGAAAUGUCCCUUUUCCAACCUGUAUUGAUUUAAUUUUUUGUUUUUCCAAAAGGAGUUUAGUCCAUACUUUGCACUACAUACUUUUUCUUUGUGUGUUAAGGUAAGGUAUCCACCCUCAAUUCAAUCCAAGUUGUAUUUUAUUGGGGUGGAAUGUGAUGUUCAGCAGCAAAUUUAACAGAAACUGGCCUUCUAAUUCUUUACUUUCAAAAGGUCCAUGUGGUACAACUAAAGAAUUCCAGACACCAAAAAAAUAGUUCCUAAGUAUGUUCAGUAUGUCAAGCUUUUAGGCUUGUCAUAAAUGACUGCUUUGUUUUUCUAAGUCAUCAAAAUGUAUAUAAAUUACACUAGAUUGGAUAACAGUCUUGCAUGUCUACCAUGGUAAAAUUAAACAUGCCAUCCUGCCCAGCCCUUCCUCUUCCACCUUUAAAAAACUGUUUUAUGAUGCAUUGCACACCCUCUUGGGAAAGUGAUCUUUAAAUUUUGAGACAGUAUAAGGAAAAUCUUGUUGGUGUCUCACAAAUGAGAUAACACCAUUUUUUAUUCUGUAUAUUUAGAAUGAAGUUAUGAGAAAACUUUAUAAAAGACAUCUUUGAUCAUUCCAGAAUUGUGUCCGUUUUCUUGAGCGUUCUGGUUUAUGUAUGUAACCUGAUUUUCUUGCCUUUCUUAAGUAAGCGUUUUGUUCUUACAUGGCUUUCCUUGGAUGUUUCUGGUUGAACGUGGUCAUUUAGUUUUGCUGAGAGGAAAAUAAACAAUUUCACUUUUUUCCUUUAGGAAAAUUGGUACUGACAUUAUGUUGAGGGUAGAAUUGGGUUUAAAUCUCAACAGACCAGAAAUGCCUGAUUUGUUUUAUCAAAUCCUGCCUGAAUGUGUGCUUGUUUUGCCUCCCGUCGUGACAUCUUCAUGGCUGUACCACCUUGUCGGGUAGCUUAUCAGACUGAUGUUGACUGUUGAAUCUCAUGGCAACAGCAGUCGAUGGGCUGUCUGACAUUUUGGUAUCUUUCAUCUGACCAUCCAUGUCAAAUGUUCCCAUUCAAACAUUACAUGGUUUAUGAUAAAUAGCUUCAUGGUUUAUGAUCAAAUAAAGCCUCUGGUCCUUAAGUCUAACGGCACUUCGAAUCUUUUAUGCCAUGGUAUUGCAGUAGUAUUGAGAGGAUUUUAUGGGAAAUUGAGAUAGUUCUCUUGACUACAGUUAAAUAAAGGACAAGCAACCCACCUUGUAGAUUUUGAAAAGGUUAUUAACAUCUUAACAAUUUUUUUUUCCUGCCCAGGAACUAUCUGGCAGUGUGACUGUUACCUUACUUGAAAAGUAGUACCCAAAUGCUUAAAGUAGAUUCACGCUAACCAGCAUGACUUACAGAUCUUCAGGGUCAGCAUAAGUUUCUAAAUCAGCCUCCAAUUGUGUUUCAUCUCCUUUACCUGCAUCUUAUUUGUUGUUUGAAGAAAAGAGGAAGGCAGAUAUGAAUUGGACUCAUAUCAAGUCUUUGGGAUUUAUUGGUAAAUUUAUUUCAGGGGAGGGUAUUGGAAAAAUAAAACUUUUGUUCCUUA
Molecule: messenger RNA, 2980 nt
Organism: Manis javanica (Malayan pangolin)
Lineage: Eukaryota; Metazoa; Chordata; Mammalia; Pholidota; Manidae
Gene: VMP1
Product: vacuole membrane protein 1
Source: RefSeq, a predicted model, not a curated record